Messenger RNA from Humulus lupulus (European hop), 3688 nucleotides. Its product is annotated as protein SIEL. The transcript is spliced from 10 exons. Lineage: Eukaryota; Viridiplantae; Streptophyta; Magnoliopsida; Rosales; Cannabaceae. Gene Ontology annotation, biological process: intercellular transport. Bases 162 to 3020 code for a protein of 952 amino acids. The record is from RefSeq and is a predicted model, not a curated record. Gene Ontology annotation, cellular component: endosome.
UUAUUAGGCCUAGGCCAAGGCCAAGGCCCAAGUCUCGAUUCAACGACUCCCGGCCCAAGUCUCGAUUCAACGACUCCCUUCUCUCUCAUUACUUUCCCGCCUCGGACGGCUCCAUGAGCUGCGCCUGACUGCAAACUCAGGCGAAGCUUUCAGUCUCGUCAAUGGAAGAACACGAUGAGAUCUCCGGCGGCUUCCUUACGAAUUACACUGACCAACCCCUCUCUUCCCAAGCCCUACCUCGUAUCAGAGCCCUGAUCAUAAGCCCCUCAAUUCCCGAUUCCACAAUCUCCUCCAUCUUUCAAACCCUAACUCGGUCUCUUGAACUCAGCCGCGACUCCGUCGUACUUCAUCAAGCACUUCACCUCCUCUCCGAUUUAUCUUCUCACCAUCCUCAAUUCUCCCGCAUCGUCUUCGACUCGGUCCGCUCUCACUCACUCCUCUCCAACGCGUCGACUCACCUUGCCGUCCAGGCGCUCGAUGUCAUCGUUUCCAUCGCGGAACGUGACCCUGCGUUGGUUCCAGCCGUAUACGAGCUUGACGAUGACGGUUUUUUCCCCUCGCUGUGUUUCCGUCCAUCGCUGUCCGUGCGACUGUGGCUACUGAAGAACGCCGAGAGGUUUCGUGUUCGGCCGCAUGUUUCGUUCACUCUGUUUCUCGGGUUUACGAAGGACCCUUACCCUUGCGUGAGGAGAGCUGCUCUUGAUGGACUGGUUCGUUUGAGCGAGUUCAAUGUCAUCGAGGACGAAGACAUGAUCCGCGGCUGCUAUAACCGUGCCGCUGAUCUUCUACGCGACAUGGAAGAUAGCGUAAGGUCGGCUGCAGUUCGUGCGGUUUGUGCUUGGGGUCUAGUCCUCGCGGCAUUCAACCCUGAAACAAAAUUACAGUGUUCUGAUGAAUUAUUUGUCAAGGUGUGUUCUAUGGCUAGAGACAUGAGUGUGGAGGUCAGGGUUGAAGCUUUCAAUGGCCUAAGGAAAAUAGAAGUGGUAUCCGAGGACAUUCUUCUGCAAACCCUGUCGAAGAGACUUCUUGCAAUUGUUAAAGAAAAGAGAUCUCUUGGUCUGUGCUUUGGUGAACAAUUUGAAAUAUUGGCAUCAAGUGUUGCUGGAGCUUUAAUGCAUGGACUUGAGGAUGAAUUCUUUGAGGUGCGGAAGUCUGCUUGUCAUUCUUUGUCUACACUCAUCAUCCUCUCUGCUAACUUUGCUCGGGAAGCCUUAAACUUGCUGAUUGAUGUACUGAAUGAUGGUUCAGUCAUUGUUCGGUUACAAGCUUUGGAAACUAUGCAUUGUAUGGCAAGCUGUGAUCGCCUGAAAUUGCAAGAGAAACAUGUGCACACGUUUCUUGGUCCUCUGGUUGACAAAACUUUAUCCGUCAGAUGUGCCACUAGGAAAAUACUUAAAUUAGUGAAGCUUUCGGUUUUGAAACUCUUUACUCUAACAGUAGAUGCGCUGCUAGACAAUUUAGCAAGAUAUCCAGAGGAUGAAGUUGAUACAUUCUCAGCUUUGUUUCACUUUGGUCGAAAUAAUGGAAAAUUUGUAGUGUGCAUUAUUGAGGAUAUCUUACAACAGAUAGAGCCAACAUCUGAUGGCAAGUUGGAUUUUGAUAAUGUGAGAGUAGCUGGUAUGCUAGUUUUGGCAAUCUCAGCUCCACUCUCAGGUGAAAAUGCUUCCAAAAUUCCACAGAGAGUAUAUUCUUAUGCACUUACAAUGCUAGGAAGGAUAGCUGAUUCACUGAGUGAUGUUAUGGACCAAAGUGAUCUUUUAGUCUACUUGUCUCGGUGCAGUAAAUCCAGAAGCCUCUCCGCAAUUGAGCUCAAAGAGGGAGGACAAUGUUUUCCUUUGGUCAAAGGUGACAUUCAAGUUUACUUUAAUGAUGACAUAAUUGGUUCCCCUGCAAAACCUUCACAGCAAAAGAUAGAUGGAACCUCUGAAAUUCAGUUUCUAGACAUUGAUGAGCCACAAAAAGUCACUUCACUUUUAAAUUGCAAGCUGGAAGUCCAUGAUGAAAUAAUUAGGUCUAUAAAUGCUAUCACAGCAAGGGUCAAAGAUAUUUGGCCAUUAGUACAAUCGGGAUAUGGGCAUGAAGUGCUGAGAAUGUUGAGGAGUUGCAAAGAAGAGCUAGCAUUGUUUGACUCGAAUUCCGGUGAAUCUGCUGGGGUUUUAAGCUUCACAUUGCUAUAUCUCCAGUCCAUUGAACUGCUCGCCAAGGUGUGGGGUCACUUCCUGCCUCCAAAUUUUCUCGCCUGUAGAAUGGGAACAUUGGAUCUUUUGUUUGGAAAACUGGAGAGGAGGCUCAGAGAAUUGAGGGGUAGGUUUAUAUGUUUGUCUGAAGAGGAGGAGUUGCAUGUCUUGGAAUUGGUUCUUUUGACUUGCAUACUCAAGCUAUAUAAAGUUGAAUUUUUCUGCAAACACGAUACACUAGAAAAACUCUCUACUACUCUUUCAGAGGUGGAAAAUCUCCUUAAAGAAGACUUUAUUCAACCUUCUAGUUUUGUAAUUGAAGUAGGUAAGUUAUCAGCAGAAAUUCAUACAUCUGCCAGUGGUGAAUCCUAUGAUCGCUCUCUAUUUAGAAGGUUAUUGGAAAUGUUCUGCCUCAAAGAGAUUGUGUUUUGUGGGAGACUCAAGAAUGUAAAAGCGGAACUAAACAUUCCUAAUAAUGACCCUGAAAACCCUAUUAUUUAUAUUCCAGGACUACCUGUUGGCAUAGCAUGCCAAAUUACUGUUCACAACAUUUUGGUUGAGAGUAGGUUGUGGUUGAAGAUGACAAUGGGUGAUGGAUCAGCUCAAUUUAUCUUUUUGGAUUUGAGUUGUUUUGAAGAAUGUAAUGGUUAUAGAAGAUUUUCAUUUCUUGCACCCUUCUACAAAACCCCAAAAGCAAUGUCCUUUAGUAUUAGGCUGUGUAUUGGUAUAGAAUGCCCAUUCGAGGAUCUCCACUUUGUCAAACGUGGCGUGGGUCCUAAGCACAAACUGGCCUAUCUUUGUAAAGAAAGGGAGGUUUUUCUGUCUAUGAUAUCUAAACGCUAAGUGAGCUGUUUUACCUCUUAUGUAAAUUGGGGAAAAGGCAACCUUGUGGUCGGUACGGUUCAGACAUCCAGCUAAAAUGAUGAUAACAUAUCUCUGUUGAUUCACUUUCUCCAGAUGGCUGCUUAAUGCUCUUUGAAUCAGAGAAAAGGUCUAGAUUGCAAGGUUGGUUCAAUCAAAUUUUGUUGUCAAAAACCAAAAUGAUGAUAGGCAAAUUGGUGAAAGGGAAACAAAUAAUUUCUCCCAAGCAUAAAAGUAUAAUAGGAGAUUGCAUGUGAAAGCUUUUUGUGAUGCUGGAGACGGUGGAGCCAAAAUCCAACUAGUUUCUGGAAAUCAUGUCCAAUAUCUGUAUCAAAAUCUUACACCGCUGCUUCAUCGUUUCAGUUUAUGCAGAGCACAAAAAGAUAUGGUUGCAAGUUCCUGGCAUUGCUCCAACACUUGUGUGAUAAGAUCGAGUGAUGAACAACUCUGCUGCCGCCAGACCGGGAUAAAGUAAUUUGAACGAUUUACGACUCUGCCACCUGCCUGGAAUAAAGUAAAACUGCAGCCCUCGUUGACAUUCGUUAUUGUUAGAACUUAGCCACUAAAGGAUUUUUAAAUGUGGCUAAAUAUGUCAUUCAAAAUUGGAGUUGUAUCCAUGCCUAAAUAAAAUGAAAUUACCGUAUUUUUUA